UGAAGAAAUAUUUUUCUUUUCGGAAGAAGAUCCCGACAAAGCGGCCCUAUUUCUUUUCAGCCGGAAAAAAAGUCGACGAAUCCGAAAACCGACGAUGUACGCCAGAACAAAUACCGGCAGCACACACGGAGACUUCCAGGACCGAAACGGAGUAAACUAUGUGACAUCGACAGAGACCUUCGGUCACUGCUCUCAAUUGUUCUGGAAAAAGGAUCCCAACGACUCCGGGCCGAGUUCAACCAUCAACUGGUGCGAUCAGCUCCCCUCGUCAUCAGCAGCCCUCUCCACCUCCAGUCUCUCCUCAGCGUCACUGUCCAGCUCCAGUCUCUCCCUGGAGUCCCGAGCGCCGCCGCUGCCGCCGCCGCCGCCAACGGCGGCAGACGACAUGGAAUCGGACGAGAGGCCGUACGCCUGCGACAUGUGCACCUGCGCCUACAAGCAUGCCAGCUCCCUGCUAAACCACAAGCUCACCCACAGGACAGGAGACUUCAGAUGUGACUUUUGCAGCAAACCCUACACCAACUACAUGUCCCUGCGCAACCACAUGCGAAUCCACGGUCAGAAGCGCUACAUGUGCGACCUGUGCGGGAAGGCCUUCCGCCUGGCCCGGUACCUCCGUAACCACCAGAGGAUCCAUGACGACGGGCCCAACCGCUUCGACUGUCCCUCCUGCUGCAAGAGCUACAGGACCAUGCUGGAGCUGGCCCAGCACCGCUGUACCGUCGCUUCGUCUGGCCAGAACCGGUUCAACUGCCCAUCCUGCUUUAAGAGCUACCGAACCAUGCUGGACCUGGCCCAGCAUCGCUGCAGCGCCGCGGCCAAAAACCAGACUGGUGGUCGCCGUUCCAAUUACUCCAACGCUCGACGCCAGCAGCAGCGACAGAACAACGCUAUGAUGCAGCAGCAGCAGCAGCAGCAACAGCAGCAGCAACAGCAGCAUGGAGGACACAGCCAGCAGGAACCUCUGUCCUCCCACUGUGUGUCCGUGCCUGACCCCCACCAGCAGGGCCGCCCCAGCUCUGUGUCGUCCCAGAGCAGCCAGCAGAGCAUGAGGAGCUCGUCCUCCAACAAACACGUCUCCUCCUCUAGUGCCGCCCCGUCCUCCUCCUACUCCCUGCUCCAGCCCCUGGUGCCUGAGGUAAAGGAGAUGAGCUCGGGAUACACUAGGCUGAGCGCCAACCCCAUGCCGAAGCACCAGGACACUUUCUCUCUGGCCCCCCAGCGGCCCCUCACCACCAUCAACCCCAUUGGCCACUCCCUCCAUCCGAACGGCGCGCCCACGCUCAAGCCUUCCCCCGUGCCACGCACCAUCCAGGCCAUGCCCUGGGAGCAGCGCUCGCUCUACAAUCAAUGAGACGACCUCCCUCCCCGCCCAGGAACCGGUCUCCACCCCCCCCCCCAUGCCGCAUUCCCCACCGUCCCUACAUACCCUCCUCCUCCUCAUCCCCACCCCUUAAGCAUCGAGCAGUAAGGACGGAGGACUCCAGAGGCCCCGCCCCCUCCACCACCUCACCCCUCCUUUUGGAACGUUGUGUUUGGGAUCAGGGAAGGGCACUAUUGAGAACUAGUUGAGAUUGAUUACUGAGUAGUUAGGUUAAAAAAAAAAAAAAAAAUGUGUUGCCUUGACCCUCAUGUAUGAUCUAUGCCAUGUACUGGAUAUAAGUUAAAAUGUCCCCUAAUCUGUCCUCUCGCCAAGAAUUUAUCCCCCCGUCCUCCUCUCCCACUCUAGUUAUGAAAAUAUCUACCCUUCCCAUUAUGAAUAGUGUCUCUCCUCACCCCCCACUCCCUUUAUCCACAUGUAAAAUGAAACGAGAGGCUAUUUUUUAUCGAAGAGUGUGUUCCUAGCCCUGAACCCUGAAGUUGUCAAAGUAAACGUGACAAAUUUCUCCACUGAGUUUUAAUAUGUUUUUGAACAUAAACCUUUUUUUUGCUAAAUGAGGCUUCUGGAGUGUAAUGGGAAAGGGGGGUAACAUAAACUUUUUUUUUUCUUUUUUUUUUUAAACGUACCCCUUCAACAUGCUCCAGAAGGAACUUUGUGUAUAUUGUGCGUAAAGGAGGUGUCAUGACUGUUUCAGGAAGUCGUUUCCGUUCUGUUCGAUGUUACCGCUCCCACACCUCUCCUCUCCUCUCCGAGCGCCGGGCGACGGCGAGGACCGCGACAGAAAACAUGACUGCUGUCCAGCAGGGCGCUGUGGAUGAAGCCCUGCACGUGUCGGUCGGGCUUUUCUGUGUCGUGAAGUGAACUGAAGCCCUCCUGUUGUUGGAAAAGGACGUGUUCACGACUCAGCCACAGGCCGCGGAGCAAGGACAGUUUGAAGGCUCACGUUUCCUAGACUGACUGGCGGCACGUUUUUACUGUAGUCGAAAUGAUUUGUCGGCUGGGAAUCGGUUCCGGACAAGUUUCCAUCCUCUUUUGUUCAAAACUCACCGUAAUCAUGUUUGUUCCCCUCACGUUUAAGCACUUGAAGACUAGCAGUGCUGUUUUGUUGUUACCGUUACUGUCCCUGCCACCCACCCCCACCCUCUGUGUCGGCUGUGAGGAUGUAACAUUGCCUUACACCCGCCCCCCCCCCCCCAUCACUACUCAAGUGGCGUGGUCGCCGGUGACCUGGCAGCAGAACCGGUGCCUGGUUUAUGCCCAUAACAUGAGCUGCGUGUGGAAGCUACAGUGGCCACAGGACAGUGUGUCUGCAGUUCUGGACCCCGGCUCCCACCUCGCCCUCACCCCGACAUGCCCUCCAGUGUCCCUCCUCUCGUAGAAAGCGUCUCACUGCUCCUGGGAUGGAUUCAGUUAACACCCACCUGCAGGGUGUUUCAAUAAGCAGCCAGUCGUAGUUGGCGGAUGACUCCAAACACACGCACACACAAAAAAUACAAAGUUUUUUUGUAAAAAAAAACGUCGUUUUUGACGAAUAACCAGUUUAAUCACAGGUCCGAUAGGUAGUUCUGUUAGAUGAUCUCGCUAACACGGUGCUCAUUGAAAUACCCACAAUUCUACUGACAUUGUAUUUUCUCUUUUAAAAGUUGUUUCUAUUUUUAUUCAUGACAUGUUUUCAUUGUUGCUUUCUCUCUCCUUGUAAAGUGUCUUUUGAGUAUUUAGAAAAGUGCUAUACAAAUAAAAUGUUUUAUCAUUAUCA
Scophthalmus maximus (turbot) is the source of this 3137-nucleotide messenger RNA. RefSeq names its product zinc finger protein 646. The record is from RefSeq and is a predicted model, not a curated record. Gene Ontology annotation, molecular function: DNA-binding transcription factor activity, RNA polymerase II-specific; RNA polymerase II cis-regulatory region sequence-specific DNA binding. Gene Ontology annotation, biological process: regulation of transcription by RNA polymerase II. NCBI's taxonomy places the organism in Eukaryota, Metazoa, Chordata, Actinopteri, Pleuronectiformes, Scophthalmidae. Gene Ontology annotation, cellular component: nucleus. The transcript is spliced from 7 exons. Bases 95 to 1354 code for a protein of 419 amino acids.